Messenger RNA from Rubroshorea leprosula, 573 nucleotides. NCBI's taxonomy places the organism in Eukaryota, Viridiplantae, Streptophyta, Magnoliopsida, Malvales, Dipterocarpaceae. The record is from the annotation of a GenBank genome assembly.
ACCUCAACCACACCAAGUGUCAUACAAUAAAUCAAAGAUGUCUACUUCGUGGGUUGUUGUUCAUCUCCUCCUCUUCCUCGCCCUGGCUGAUUUUGCAUUAUCUAAAAGUUUUUUCACACGCUGGUUCGAUGAGCAAUUCCCCACAUACACUGUUCACAUAACCAGCGGAAUUAGAUCCACUGUGUGGUGUCAGUGCAAAUCUGGCGACGACGAUCUCGGGGACCAUCAGCUCAAGAGAAAUGAGGAAUUCAACUUCCGGUUUAAGAGCAACAUUUUCCAAACCACUCGUUUCUCUUGUAGCUGUAGGUGGCCUAAGAGAAACAAAUUUGCAUCCUUUGACGUUUUCGAUGCCACUAAGUUAUUUCGCGCAGUGCAUUGCUUUGAUGGCCUGGAUUGCUUUUGGAAAUUAAGAAGUGCUGGUAUUUACGCCAGUCAAGAUGGUGGUAAGAACUACGCUUAUAAGAUGUAUGGGUGGCAAUGAUGAAUAAAAGAGAGUAGAAAUGUGGGACGACAAUAACAAACAUCAGAUAAUCAUGAAUGUUAGAAAAAAUUGAAUAAAUCAAGAACACAACU